This is a messenger RNA of Neolamprologus brichardi, 3484 nucleotides long. Lineage: Eukaryota; Metazoa; Chordata; Actinopteri; Cichliformes; Cichlidae. The record is from RefSeq and is a predicted model, not a curated record.
UGGAAGAACAGUUGGAUGAGGAGGAGGCUGCCAGGCAGAAGCUGCAGCUGGAGAAAGUGACAGCUGAAGCUAAAAUGAAGAAAUACGAAGAGGACAUUUUGCUGCUGGAGGACCAGAACUCCAAGUUCCUCAAGGAAAAGAAGCUGCUUGAGGACAGAAUCAAUGAGGUGACCUCGAUGCUAGCUGAAGAGGAAGAGAAGGCCAAGAACCUGGGCAAGGUCAAAAACAAGCAGGAAAUGAUGAUGGUCGAUCUGGAGGAGAGACUGAAAAAAGAGGAGAAGACCCGACAGGAGCUAGAGAAGGCUAAGAGGAAGCUGGAUGGGGAGACGUCCGACUUUCAGGACCAGAUAUCAGAGCUUCAGUCCCAAAUAGAAGAAUUUAAAAUGCAGCUGAGCAAGAAGGACGAUGAGCAGCAGAUGAUGCAGGCGAGGAGCGAGGAAGAAGUCAGCCAUAAGAACAAUGCUCUGAAGCAGAUUCGGGAGCUGCAGGCACAGCUGUCUGAGCUGCAGGAGGACCUCGAGUCCGAAAAACAGGCCAGGAACAAGGCUGAGAAACUCAAGAGGGACUUGAGUGAAGAGCUUGAGGCCCUGAAGACUGAACUGGAGGACACCCUCGACACAACUGCAGCCCAGCAAGAGCUUAGGACCAAGCGUGAACAGGAGGUUGCAGAGCUGAAGAAAGCCAUCGAGGAGGAGACUAAAAACCACGAGGCUCAGAUCCAGGAGAUGCGACAGAGGCAUGGCACAGCCCUAGAAGAGCUGUCCGAACAGCUCGAACAGGCAAAGAGGUUCAAGGCUAACCUGGAAAAGACCAAACAGAGCCAAGAGACUGCCAACAAGGAGUUGACCAGCGAGGUCAAGAGCCUGCAGCAGGCAAAGCAAGAGUCCGAACACAAGAGGAAGAAGCUGGAGGCUCAGCUGCAAGAAUUCAUGGCCAGGGUCACUGAAGGAGAGAGGGCUAAGGGAGAACUGGCUGAGCGCUCACACAAACUGCAGACUGAGCUGGACAAUGUGUCUACCAUGCUGGAAGAUGCAGAGAGGAAGGGGAUCAAGUCGGCCAAAGAUGUCGCUGGGCUAGAGAGUCAACUGCAAGACACACAGGAGCUACUCCAGGAGGAGACCCGCCAGAAACUAAACCUCAGCAGUCGAAUCCGUCAGCUGGAAGAGGAGAAAAACACUCUGCAGGAGCAGCAGGAGGAGGAUGAGGAGGCACGCAAGAAUCUGGAGAAACAGAUGUUUACCUUACAGGCUCAGCUGUCAGAGAGCAAGAAGAAGCUUGAAGACGAUGUUGGAACAAUUGAAGGUCUGGAGGAGACGAAGAAGAAGCUGCAGAAGGACCUGGAACUGGCCAACCAGUGUCUGGAGGAGAAGACGAUCGCUUUUGAAAAAAUGGAGAAGACCAAGACUCGUCUGCAGCAGGAGCUAGAUGAUCUAACUGUGGACUUGGACCACCAGAGACAGAUCGUCUCCAACCUGGAGAAGAAACAGAAGAAGUUUGACCAGAUGCUGGCUGAGGAGAAGAGCAUCUCGGCUCGUUACGCUGAGGAGCGUGACCGUGCUGAAGCUGAGGCCAGAGAGAAGGAGACCAAAGCUUUGUCCAUGGCCAGAGCGUUGGACGAGGCACUGGAAGCCAAAGAGGAGCUAGAGAGGAUUAACAAGCAGCUCCGCGCUGAAAUGGAGGAUCUGAUGAGCUCGAAGGACGACGUGGGCAAGAAUGUCCAUGAGCUGGAGAAGUCGAAGCGCACGCUGGAGCAGCAGCUGGAGGAGAUGAAGACUCAGCUGGAGGAGCUGGAGGACGAGCUGCAGGCCACAGAGGACGCCAAGCUGCGCCUGGAGGUCAACAUGCAGGCCAUGAAAGCCCAGUAUGAGAGAGACCUGCAGGGCCGGGACGACCAGAACGAUGAGAAGAAGAGAGCACUGGUCAAGCAGGUGCGAGAGAUGGAGGCGGAGUUGGAGGAUGAGAGGAAGCAGAAAGCUUUGGCUGUGGCUGCUAGAAAGAAGCUGGAGAUGGACCUGAAGGAUAUAGAGGGUCACAUAGAAGGAGCCAACAAGGCUCGAGACGAAGCCAUCAAACAGCUGCGCAAGUUACAGGCCCAAAUGAAAGACUACCAGAGGGAGCUGGAAGACACUCGAGCUUCCAGAGACGAUAUUUUUGCCCUAUCCAAGGAAAACGAGAAGAAGCUCAAGAGCCUGGAGGCAGAGAUUGUACAGCUACACGAGGACUUAGCAGCGUCUGAGAGGGGACGACGCCACGCGGAGCAGGAGCGCGAUGAGCUGCAAGAUGAAAUCUCAAACAGCACCUCUGGGAAGACUGCUCUGAUGGAUGAGAAGAGAAGGCUGGAGGCUCGCAUCGCCCAGCUGGAGGAGGAGCUGGAAGAGGAGCAGGGCAACAUGGAGCUACUCAAUGACCGCUUCAGAAAGACAACCAUGCAGGUGGACACUCUGACUACAGAGCUGAGCGCAGAGCGCAGCACAGCCCAGAAAAGCGAAAAUGCUCGCCAGCAACUGGAGCGUCAAAACAAGGAGCUGCGGGCCAAGCUGGGCGAGCUGGAGGGUUCAGUGAAGAACAGGUUCAAGGCCUCUAUCACUGCCCUGGAGGCCAAAAUAGCACAGCUGGAGGAACAGCUGGAGCAGGAGGCAAGGGAGCGAGCGGCAGCCAACAAGAUCGUCAGAAGGACCGAGAAGAAGCUAAAAGAAGUCUGCAUGCAAGUGGAGGAUGAGCGUCGCCAUGCCGACCAGUUUAAAGAGCAAGUGGAGAAGGCCAACUCCCGUAUGAAGCAGCUGAAGCGGCAGCUGGAGGAGGCUGAAGAGGAGGCCACGAGGGCCAACGCUUCACGUAGGAAGCUGCAGAGAGAACUGGAUGACGCCACCGAGGCCAGCGAGGGCCUGAGCCGUGAGGUCCACACUCUCAAGAACCGCCUCAGGCGUGGUGGCCCCAUCACCUUCUCCUCCAGUCGCUCAGGCAGACGUCCGCUGCAGGUCGAGGGAACUUCUUCUUUGGACCUCCUGUCCGACGAUGAGCUGGAAAACAAGAUCACUGACAACAAUGCCAAUGAGACCCCAGCGCCACAAACAGAGUAGAAGAAAAGCCUUUGCCUUCCCUCAGUCAGCCCUAACAGACACAGCGGGACUCUCACAGCUUAAACAGGGACCCUCUUCUCAUCCCUGUGGCCACUUUAGCACAUAAAGUCCAAGACAUCCCCAGUUUGACUAGAUUUCCCUCUUCAAACUACAGGCAGCAUGACCUAAGCCAUCCUGACUUUCCUGUUCAACCUUAGAAGACACCAGCAGUUUGACCCCCAAUGCUCUCACCACCGCCCCACUAAAGACUGUAAGAAACGCCUUACUACUCCAGCUCUGUGCUCAGCUCCUCUAGUUGAUUUUCUUCUGCUGGACCACCGUUUAGCUCACAGGUGUCGAACUCCAGGCCUCGAGGGCCGGUGUCCUGCAGGUUUUAGAUGUUUCCUUGAUCCAACACAGCUGAU